This is a messenger RNA of Protopterus annectens (West African lungfish), 641 nucleotides long. RefSeq names its product macrophage migration inhibitory factor-like. Lineage: Eukaryota; Metazoa; Chordata; Ceratodontiformes; Protopteridae. Gene Ontology annotation, molecular function: cytokine activity; phenylpyruvate tautomerase activity. The record is from RefSeq and is a predicted model, not a curated record. The coding region runs from base 105 to 449 and encodes 114 amino acids. The transcript has 3 exons.
CAUGUAUAAACGCGGCGAAGCUGUCUUGCUACCUUUUGGAGGUGGGUGUUUGUUCAAGGUUUACAUUAGGUUACUAUAGGGUUAUUGGCGCCUGUGGAUCAAAGAUGCCCAUGUUUGUAGUGAACACCAAUGCCCCAGGAAGUGCAGUAACAGACUCCCUGUAUGAAGAGUUAACGAAGGAGCUGGCCAAGGCUAUGGGCAAACCUGAACAGUACAUAGCCAUUCACAUUAAUCCUGAUCAGCGCAUGUGGUUUGGAGGUACAUCAGAACCCUGUGCACUCUGCAGUUUGUGCAGCAUUGGACAGAUUGGUGGUUCACGAAACAAGACUUAUUCUAAGCUGCUUUCUGAGAUGCUGAAAAAACACCUUGGCGUACCUUCUGACAGGGUCUACAUCAACUUUCAUGACAUGCCUGCCUCAAAUGUUGGAUGGAGUGGUUCCACAUUCUGAAUGCUGCUGCAAAUGUGCAUUGUUCUACAACAGAGUACACUGCUAAUCAUGUUAAAACUAGAACAAGUGCAUAAAACAGCAAAUGCAUUCCUAACUGUAGAAUUGUCUCUUUGCUAUAAAGACUAGUAUCACUCAUCUAAAGUGGCUUCUUGCCUGUCUGAAGAAAUGUGCAAAAUAAAAUGUACAAAUUAA